AUGAUUUUCUUCAACUUCCUCCUCUGAGAUUUCAACAUGGAGAACAUCACAGAAGUGACUGAAUUUGUACUGAAAGGCUUCACAGACAACCCUGACCUGAAGAUCUUAUUCUUCUUCCUGUUUCUAGUGAUUUAUCUUUUCACUGUCCUGGGAAACUUAGGACUGAUUGUAUUGGUCAUUGGGGAUUCCAGGCUGCACAACCCCAUGUACUAUUUUCUUACUGCACUGUCUUCAGUUGAUGCCUGUUAUUCCUCUGUUAUCACUCCCCAAAUGUUAGUAGAUUUUAUGUCAAAGAAGAAAGUCAUUUCAUUCCUUGGAUGUGCAGCACAGUUGUUUCUUGCUGUUACUUUUGGAACCACAGAAUGUUUUCUGCUUUCAGCAAUGGCUUAUGACCGCUAUGUAGCCAUUCAGAGCCCCCUUCAGUACUCCGUAAUCAUGUCACCCAGAGUCUGUCUGCCACUUAUCAUCACGUCCUAUGCAGGUGGAAUUCUGCAUGCUGUUAUUCACACAGUGGCCACUUUCAGCCUGUCCUUUUGUGGAUCCAGUGAAAUUAAACACAUUUUCUGUGAUAUCCCUGCUCUUCUUCAAAUUUCUUGUUCUGAUACACAUAUAAACCAACUUCUGCUCUUUUUCUGUGCUGGGUCUAUUGAGCUAUUCACUGUCCUCGUUGUCCUGAUCUCUUAUGGUUUCAUUCUGGUUGCUAUUAUAAGGAAGCGAUCUGCUGAAGGGCUGCGAAGAGUCUUCUCUACCUGUGGCUCUCACCUGACUGCAGUGUCCAUUUCUCAUGGUACUGCUAUUUUCAUGUAUGUGAGACCAAGUUCCAACUAUACUUUGGAGCAGGACAUGAUAGUAUCCAUGUUUUACAGCAUAGUGAUUCCCAUGCUGAAUCCUGUCAUCUACAGCCUGAGGAACAAAGAUGUUAACAGGGCAAUGCAAAAGGUGUUUGGGAAAAGAACAGUUUAA
Messenger RNA from Nannospalax galili (Upper Galilee mountains blind mole rat), 963 nucleotides. Its product is annotated as olfactory receptor 1086-like. The record is from RefSeq and is a predicted model, not a curated record. Lineage: Eukaryota; Metazoa; Chordata; Mammalia; Rodentia; Spalacidae. Gene Ontology annotation, molecular function: G protein-coupled receptor activity; olfactory receptor activity; odorant binding. The transcript has a single exon. Gene Ontology annotation, biological process: sensory perception of smell; G protein-coupled receptor signaling pathway. The coding region runs from base 37 to 963 and encodes 308 amino acids. Gene Ontology annotation, cellular component: membrane.